AUGGAGGCCAGUCAUGAAGUGAAGGAGGGAGAAGAUGUUGUUGUGGAAGGUCCAACCACUGGAUCUGAUCCGGUUCUUAACAUGGAAGCCUUGAAUGAACACAACCCGGUUGGCUAUAGUGUGUUGGAUUCCUCCUCUCCCUUGGAGGAAAAUAAGGUAAAGUUACCUUCUCAGAAAAGGUCUUUCUCUUGCGUCUAUUGUAACCUAUCAUUCUCGGAUUUCCGUGCUUUGCGGGGGCACCAAACUUUCCAUAAGCGUGAGCGCGACCUCGUAAAAAAACGCCAGGAAUUUGAGUUGCGUAGGUAUUACCAGUCCCCUCCUCCGGCAUACCGUCACUACCCUUACACCCAUCACCAUUCACCUAUGUUUUCUUCCGCAUUAAACAGAUCUUCUUCAUUAAGGUUAAGAUACACUAAUAGGCCAUUUCCUUUAGGGUUUCAAAUGGGUUCUUAUACCAAUGGGCCUCCAUUUAAUGGGUCAAACAAUCAUAAUGGAUCAAAUUUUGGGUCCUUUUCUAGUCCAAGAUCCCCAAUCAUGGCUCACAACUAUGUGCCCCCACAACCACUCUACUCAAGUAGGUUUAGGAGUUUUGGAGAGUAUCAUGCAAACAGUAAUGGUGGUGGUGGUAGUGGCAGUGGCAGUGGUGGAGGCAAUAACAUCAAUAUUGCACCACCAUUUAGGUUCCCGGGAAGUAUUAGUAACCAUGGAGGAGGUGUGUUGAGGUAUCUUUCAGAGCCACUGACUCCCCAUGGGAAUAGCACUAUGGAUGCAGGCUUUCUGAAUCUUGGUAAUGGACCUGUGGAAGGUGAUGGUGGAGGUGAACUUGAUUUGGAUCUGAAACUUUGA
Molecule: messenger RNA, 846 nt
Organism: Impatiens glandulifera
Lineage: Eukaryota; Viridiplantae; Streptophyta; Magnoliopsida; Ericales; Balsaminaceae
Product: zinc finger protein 7-like
Exons: 1
Coding region: 1-846 (281 amino acids)
Biological process (GO): negative regulation of abscisic acid-activated signaling pathway
Source: RefSeq, a predicted model, not a curated record